Limulus polyphemus (Atlantic horseshoe crab) is the source of this 3092-nucleotide messenger RNA. RefSeq names its product protein inscuteable homolog. Gene Ontology annotation, molecular function: protein binding; cytoskeletal adaptor activity. Gene Ontology annotation, cellular component: apical cortex. Bases 279 to 3074 code for a protein of 931 amino acids. The transcript has 11 exons. The record is from RefSeq and is a predicted model, not a curated record. Gene Ontology annotation, biological process: apical protein localization; asymmetric cell division; regulation of asymmetric cell division. Lineage: Eukaryota; Metazoa; Arthropoda; Merostomata; Xiphosura; Limulidae.
UUUGGAACGGAGCGGUGGAUUGUUGAGGGGUUGACUUGGCUAGAUCGUAUUCUAUAUGACUCUAAGUCGGUUACGAGAACAGACCAUAUAGGCCAUUUCGCCAUACCACGUGACAUCUUCUGUUCAAUCACAAUGCUUCUAUUCAGAGAUUACUCCUUUUUACGAGCCUGUAAACCGUGGGAGCUCCAAAAGUGAGCCCUUCCUGUGAUCCGUUCUACACAGAUAUAAGCUAUGCUAUCGUGAACUUGUCUCGGUUGUUUUCUAGUUCUAAGGACGACAUGUUCCUCAAAACUCAGUUCCGAAGAGAUUUUCCUAUUCGACGGACUUCAAGUCAAAGGCACUAUGAACCUUUGAAAAUCGAUGAUUCAAUUCAAAAACACGAGCAAAUAAUUCACCAACGCAAAAACUCCGCUACCGCUAAAUCCGCCAACAUCAAUAGCCAUCAGUUCAAAUUUCAUCCAGCUAGUCUAAGUCAACAACAGAACCAUCAUGACAAAACAAGAGUCCAGGGAAUCGGAAGCUUUACUGAUAAACAAUCUUUCAAAGCGCCAGUUGGAUUUCAGAAGAAUAAUCUCACGUUACAAGACUCAGGAUAUUGUACAAUUAUUUGUACUGAUUGUGGCGAGAACCUACCAGAAUCUGUAUUAUCCAAAUUCGCUUCACCUCGCCGAACAAUAACUCAACAGCGCCAGAUGGAGUCAACUGCAAGUACUAAAACCAGCAUGGUAAAGAAACUACAGACCAAUUUCUCAAUCCCUCAACAAAAAGUUGCUGAAUUUCCCAACAUACUUUCCAAUACCAGCACUCCAAAAACUAGCGUCUUAACAAGGUGUAUUACUCAAAGUAGCACAAUUAGAAACCCAACUGAGGUUGUUCCUUCCUCACCCUUUGAAGAAGUUACCGUCAGAAAUAAAGACGCGCUCAAUUUGAAGGGCCAUCAGAACUCGCAUCGUCACGAAAUAAGCAAAUUUCCGAGAAGAAACGCUUUACCAGAUAGGAUAAAAACAACAUCUCCAGGUUGCAGCGCGCAUGAUUAUUCUGGUUCAUUGUGCCAGUCUUUUAUAUCAGAUUCUUCAAAUGGUUCAAAAAUCUGUGUGUACGAUCAGUUUUCUCGAACCACAAACAGUAAGGAUAUUACUAAGUUACAAAUUAAAACCAGAAAAGAAAUAUCAUCUACUGAAACCAAUUUCAACAGGGAUGUGAAUAGUGGCAUUGUUUGUAAUGAAAAACUUAUAAACGCACUUCCCCAACAAGAUCUUAGUUUGAAUGUUUCCCAGACUAACAAUAUGUUUGUAAAACAAUUUCAAGAACAACUGAUGUUCAAUGAAACCCUAAAGGAGAACUAUGUCAACAAGGUCCUCAGGCGUCAGAAUAUUGAGGAAACGAAAUAUAUACGUAAACCAGUAGUUGAACCCUCGUUGAUAAAACACGAGGCUACAACAAACGAUAACGAUAAAAAUGCGAAAAUCUUGAAUAAUGUACAUUUGGAUAAAGAUAUAUCACGUACAUUCAGAGAUUUAUUGCUUUCCCCUAAGAACAGUUUACUUACACACAAGCAGUCUUCUAGUGUUCGACGGUGGUUAAAUGAUAUCCGAUUACACACAGAAACAGAGUCCUUAAGUGCUUUGCAAAGUAACUGCUUGACCCGUGAUCCUGAUAUGCUGGGAGCGCUAGUUGUCUGUAAAUCGUUGAACGCCAUAGCUACACUGCAGGACAGGAUCGGGGUAUUCAUGGCAGAUUUUACUCAUGUCAUGAAAAAUGUCAACAGGGGUCAGUGGGAGAAAUUCAGAUCCAAUGCCAUCCAAAUGUGUAGCGACGUCCGUAGUUUACUUCAAAAUAGCGAAAAUUACACUCUAAAUACGGAACCUGACGUUAUCAAGAUUCAGAGUCAACUUUGGAAGGCUUGUGGCCAAUUGGAAACACAUUGCAAAGCUUUUGUUCACAGUGAUUUUGAAAAUGAAAAGACAAAUCUCACAGAACAAGUCUUGAAAUGUCUAAAGAAGAUAGGGGAAUCUUUUGAGCGAUUCACAGACAUUCUUUACCUGAAAGAAUUAAAGAUCGUUGUAGAGGGCGUUGAAGAAAGCAAAAACAAUUUCUGUGUCAAGAAAUCAAUUGCAGCGUUUAUCAGUUUGGGUCAGAUUGGAGAGCAUAUGUGCGAGCGCAUAGUAAAAGUUGGUGGAGUUAGAGCUUUAGUUACAUUGUGUGUGGAGCGAAAGUGGCGCCAUCUUCAAAUAGCCGCUCUUCGUGCGUUGACAAUCUUAUGCUGUGUUCCUUCUGCAGUUCAACAGAUGGAGGAGGCCAAAGGAAUUAAAAUUAUCACCAACAUCCUUUGUGACAACUUUUUAAGCCUUCAACUACAAGGUGAAGUGGCUGGAUUAAUAGCUCAAAUAACUUCUCCCUGGAUGGUCAGCAGUAUUUCAAACUUAUCUGGCAUUGUUAAGAAUAUGGAAAGACUUGUAUACUCUUUAACAGAAUUAGCUUCAAAGGCAACUACCAGAGAAAUCAUUCUACUGGCUACUGCAGCACUUGCUAAUUUAUCAUUACUUCAUACUUCAGCAUGUACUGGGUUGAGAAAGUACAAAUCUUUAAAAGUCCUUGUUUCAGCCUGUUACCAUGGUGAUGUGCAUGACUCAGUUUUUGUUAAAGAUCAGGUAGCAACAGUAAUGGCCACCAUGGCGGCAUCCUGUGAUUGUCAUCACCAGAUGAUCAGUAGUGGAGGGAUAGAAUUACUUGUUAAUUUCCUUGAAAUUCAACCAUCUAAAUUCCAAAGUCAAGCUGAGGUAGCAGCAUGUGAGAGGGUAAAACAGAAGGCUGUUAUAGCUCUUUCUCACCUUUGCAUGGAUUUAGAGAUUACUGCUAAAAUUGCACAAAUCCAAGGACUGCAACUAGUUUCAUCAUGCAAAAAUGAGGAGAGAAAUCAUGCCUAUUCUGCUUUAGUUCAUUGUGAGGAAGCUCUGAAACAAAUUGGAACAGUUUGUGAUACAAAAGUUUUGGGCAAGUUAGGAACAACACUCGAAGAAAACCUCAAACGUUCAAUCCUAAGAUAUUCUUCUAAGCAAACAUUUUUUAUUUAAAUCACAUAAUAAUGUUAA